ACAAAAUACAAAUAUAUUUGCUACAAAAAUACAUUCUACGUUCGGGUUUUGAGGUCAUAAUGGAUUUUUGCUUUGAAGAGUUUCCAUCCACCUCCCAUGGAGAACAUGAAGUAUCCAGGAUGUCAGAAGGCGCAGGAUUUGAUUCAUCGAGAGAAGAAUCCUCAACCAGCAACACGACGGAGAUGCAAGAGCAGCAGUGCCAUUACAGCUCAAGCACAGGGAACAUCAGCAGACGAGCGCAGGAACUGGUGGAAAAAAUUAACCAGAACCGCACAAGCGACCAGCAAGUGAUGGACAGCUUUCACGAGAAGUUACAAGAGAAGGUGACAGAGGUGUGCCAGAAGAUGAGGGAGGACAUGUACAAAGUCUACGAGAAGAACAGCGAUGAUAUGCAGGGGAAGAUCCAGGAGCUUUUCGAGGUUCUGGAUAGCUGCGCUAAGCUCAACCAAGAGCUCCUGGAGGCCGUCCAGGCUCUGGCGUCUCUCCGAGAGGGUCUGGCUAUAACCCAAAUGUCAGAACCAUAACUUACUCUCCUUGUUCAUGCUAAGGACUAGAUUCGUGUUUUCAGGUCCAAAUGUUGCUGCAGUUAUUGUUCUGUUUCGUUUUGGUUCUUUGUCUAAAGGAUCCUUCAUUUGACUUCAGUGUAAAACUGCAAACGUUCAUGUUUUUUUCACAAUGUUUUAAAAUAGAUUGAAAAUAAACAACUUCAGUAACAAA
Molecule: messenger RNA, 717 nt
Organism: Nothobranchius furzeri (turquoise killifish)
Lineage: Eukaryota; Metazoa; Chordata; Actinopteri; Cyprinodontiformes; Nothobranchiidae
Gene: syce2
Product: synaptonemal complex central element protein 2
Biological process (GO): synaptonemal complex assembly
Cellular component (GO): central element
Source: RefSeq, a predicted model, not a curated record